AUGGGCGUAAAAGCAGAAGUACAAAAUGAAGCGUUAUCUUCGCCCAGGCCCAUAAUAGUUCAAGUACAUAUAAACAGUGGAUUUAAACUUUGGAUCGAAGGAUAUGGCUAUACAGAGUGCAAAAGCGCCAGAGAGGGCGAAAAGGCUCUUUUCGCGGCUUUCAAGGGGCUGAUCGUGAAGCAGCUCCAAAAUGGAAAAAGUGUUGAUGGUAAUUUAUUAGCCGUCGAUAAUUGUGAUCGUGAUGGUGAUGGAGUGGCUCUUAUCUUCCUGGGAAUCUGCUGCUCCAGUGCCGUCCGCAAUGCAAUGAGCUUGAUCCAGCCCUCCGAUCCUCCCUGCCAAGUAUGCUCCCAAUCCCUUUCUAUCUAUCCUGAUCAUAACCCUAAUUGCAGGUGUAAUACAUCUUUGCUUAUAGAUUACUGUUCGAGCAAUGGUAUACAUAAUUAUAUUAUAAUUGAUGUUGGGAAGACAUUUAGGGAGCAAGUUCUUCGAUGGUUUACUUUCCACAAGAUUCCUCGAAUCGAUUCCGUUCAUGGCAAUGUUUGUUUGGCAAGCAUUGUUGUAACACAGACCUUGGACUGGAAGCUACAUGCUUUUGAUGUUCUAUCUGAGUAUGACGGGACCAAUGGAACUGCUACAAGACCAAUGCUGCAAUAUGAAUGGCUUGUUGGAUCACAAUACAAGCCAAUGGAGCUGGCAAAGUCUGACUGGUACACGAUCAGAAAAUCUCCACCAUGGGCUAUUGAUUCUUGGGGUUUGGGAUGUUUCAUUUAUGAGAUUUUCUCCGGCUUGAAGUUGGUAAAAACUUAGGAGCUGCGCAACAUUGCUUCUAUACCAAAGGUUUGUAGCUCUCGUUAUGAUGAUUGCAUUCUAGAUCCUUGAAGUUAUGACAAAUGCUCUAGUAGCUGUUGGGAUCCAAGUGGCCAUCCUCCAAUUUCUAGCUUCAAGUGACAAAUUCACCAUCAACACAAUCACCUUCAACUCAAGAUUUGGAUUGAAAGCUUGAAGAUAAGAUUUCGAUGACUACUUAUUUCAUAGUUCUGGUACUCUUUGUUUUUUAAACAAUAUUAUUUCUAUAUAAUUUUAAAGUAGACUUUAGAGAAUGUAUUACAUUUAAAAAUCAAUUCAAAGAUUUGGUGGAUUUGCAAGAACACUACAUUAGAUUAUUCUACAAAAAUGACUGUGAUGAUUUUGUUUUAUAUAUAAGGUUUAAUUACAUUAAUUGUAUCACCAAUACUGUGACGAUUUACCUUUUGUCAUUAACAUAUCAGAUUUUUAUCAUUUAUUUUGUGACGAUUAUAACCUUCAAUGACUUUUUUACAUAAAUAGCUAACGAAAACUAACGUCAUAAAAAAUGCAUAAAGUGAUAUUUGAUUUUAUUGUAACGUUUGACAUUAUCUUACAAUCAUUGGUGAUAAUUGUGUUAUCAAUACUUUGAUGAUUUACCUUUCUUCAUUAAUAUAUAAGAUUUUAUCAUUUAUUUUGUGACGAUUAUAGUCUUAAAUAAUUGACGAAAAUUAACGUCACAAAAAAUAAAGAGCAUAAAGUGACGUUUGAUUUUAUUAUGACGGUAAAUUUACAAUAAGUGACAAUAUUUUGGUAUUGUCACAUUAGACUUUCAGCUACAGUACAAAUGUCGUGAUGUUUAAUUUUUUGUUAUAGAAUAUAUAUAGUGACGAAAAAUAAAUAUUUAGUGAUAUUAUUCAAUGCACCACUAAUAACAAAAUUUGUUGUAGUGGUUAUAGAAUUUGGGUCUAAUCACACUCAUAAUUACUUUAAUGAAUAGAUUGUAUGAUCAUCGAUUUAUGUAUUUUUUUUGCAUAGUCAAUUGAAUAAUAAUCAAGUAUAUGAAAACUAGUUUUUAUUAUCAAUAGGGAGUUGUUAUUCAUGAAUUGAUGACAAUGUAUGAGAAGUAAACAUAAAUUAAAAUUUCAUACUACGGUUAUGAAAAACGUAUUUAGUUAAUCUUUUUGAUAAAGAUCAAUAGCUUAUAACUAAGGAUGAAUGAUUAUCAUAAUAAAUUCAUCAAAUAAAGAUUAUAAAACUGAGAGCCACCAUGACCUGAUGAUACCACAAUCUUAAAGGGAUUUCAAAUUAAGAUAGUAAAACAAGUCUUUAUAUAGGAUGUGAGAUAACUUGUUUUAGUAUCAUAUAAGAAGUAUUUAAAAGAAGUUUUGAAUAAAAAUUUUUAUUAAAAAUGAAAAGUUCACAUGCAUGAGAAACAAUGGGAGAUUAAUAAAAUUUUAAAAAGUUAAAGUACAUGUUUGAAACCUAAUGCAUAAAAAGUAUUAAUGUAUAAAAAUUCAAAAGUUUAGUAGGAUGCAUUGUGGUGCAAUAACCAUAGAUGAUUAGUCUAUUAAAAAAAUACGACACGUUGGAAUUUAAUAUCUAAUUUUUUAUUAAAAAGUUCAAAUGAGUUGAAUUUAUUAAAAUUAAAAUCAGAUAUCAUUUGUGCAUAUUAAAAUCAAGUGGGAAUAAUAUGUUAUUCAUGAAAGGAAUGUAUGAAAUGCAUAGACCAUGGAAUUAGGCUAUCAUAAGUGAAUCUAAAAUGGAUCACCAAGAACAUGUUAAAAGAGUUUAACAUUAAAGUGACACAAAAACCAUGAUUGAAAGGCAAUAGCUUGAAAGUGUUCAAAAGGGAUUUAGAUCAAAUACAAAUCGUUUUGUUUCAAGGCUAUAAAAGGAUACAUAUUUAAAUUAUUAGCCUUUGAGCAAGAUCAGAUUCCAUCAUUGUUAGAGUGACAGUAGAGCCAUUACAAAGAGAAUCUGAGUCUCAUUAUGAUUUAAAUGAGUAUUAUAAUUUGAUAAUAAAGAUUAUCAAAAGUAUAACCAAACAUAAUCCCAAAAGGUUGCAUUAAAGCAAUCUUGGUAGAGAUACAAUUGCCAAGCAAAAGAGUUUGAUAUUGAAUAUGUUAAUAAUUGGCUUAAAAGCAAGUGAAAGAUUGUUAGUAUAUGUGUUCCGAAGCCAAUUGGUUGGCUAAAAGGACAUAUAUCAUAGUUGCACCCAUAUUUCUAUGUAUUAGUGAUUAAAGGAUUUCUUUAUCAAUGAGCAAAAGAAUAAAGAGUUGUUAUAUGCUUAUUGGAUGAAACCCUUAAAACACAAUGGCUUUGAAAAUGAGCUAUAAAGAGUUAUAAUGAUUAGAUUUUUAUGCAUCAAAGUCCAUUACAUAAAUUGUUCUUGGCUACUGUAUUUUUGAAACACAACAUUAAUAAUGCUCAAAGAUUGCUACAUAUUAAGCCUCCUUACCUGUGAAGUAAGUAAUCAAUCGAUCUCAUAGUUUAAAGUACAUGAAUACUUGGAGAUAGCAUGUGAGUGUUUGUUGGAGAAUAAGUUCAUUAAACAUGACCUGCUAUGAUAACUCUAUUUAGUAUCUCACUUAAGUGUUUGAAAACAUUCUCUUGUGUCACUCAUGUAAGUAAUCCUUUAACUUGUAACACCUAGUCAUAUUGUAUGUGAAUUAUCAUACUUUAAUUUCAUCUCUAUAAGUCAAGGUGCCUGAUGCCUAAAAAGGAUGCUUUUGGAUAUGGUAUAAGGCAUACAUAGAUGGAUGAGUGGUUUAAAGAGAAUUCAUCACUUCAAGUGAUAUAAAGGUACAUAACUGAUUUGUUCUUGGCUUCAAUUAACUUAAUAAAAGUGUUUGGUCAAAGCAUGAUGAUGAAUUUAGAAGAAAUAGUUUCUUGCUAAAUUAAUACAUGUUAACUGUAAGUUGUAAGAAAUAGCAUGAAAAAAUCUCAUAGGUAGACAUUGCACCAUCCUCGUGGUCUUUUUAGGAUAUAUGAUGAAGGGACCAAAUUACACUGAUAGACUAAAUACUGAAAGGUUAGGUUGAGACUAUCUUAACUCUCCAAUAUUUGGAUGGUUGUGAUACAUUGUGUGAUGCUGUUUAUGAUCUAUGAAUAUAAGUUGGUUAUCCUUACUAAUUGGAUUUAUAUUUAUUGCAAAUAAAUUGGAAGCCUAUUGGGUCACACAUAUAGACACCUUAUUUUGUUGAGAAAUUUUUUGGGAUCAAAACAGGUUUCGAUCAUAAAUUGAGCCUUAAUACAAAAAUAUUAGGUCGAAGGAUUAAAAGCCUUAAAUUUAUGGUUUUGGUUUAAUUUUGGUUUUAAUGUUAAUUUUAGUUUUAAUUCUAAUUUUAAUUUUGAUUUUGAUUUUAAAUUUAUUUUUAGUAAGGUCAAAGUAAAUAAAAAAAGUCAAAAAACUAAAAAAGAAAACGUGGGAUUUUAUUUUGCAAAUGGUAUGUUCUAGAUUGUUUUAAAUUCGAUUUUUAGAUUUUGAAAUUUAUUGAUUUAUUAUGCAUGGAAAUACUUGGGUUUCAAUUCACUGACAAAAAGGAAAAUCAUAGAAAUCCUAGAUUUAGUAGGAUUUAAACCCUUCCAAAUCGAAAAGGAUUAGAUCUCGAUAAAAGAACACCUACCUAGUAAUCAAGCAAGAGCAAGGAAGCAAUACACAAUCCAAAAGCAAUUACAUAGAAAAAUAGUAGUUAAACAAUUUUUCUACUUUGAUCUUAAGUUUUGGAAUUCGGUUUUUGAAAAUUGUUUUGGGUUUUAAUCCUCUUGGUUUUGGUUU
This is a messenger RNA of Durio zibethinus, 4564 nucleotides long. The record is from RefSeq and is a predicted model, not a curated record. NCBI's taxonomy places the organism in Eukaryota, Viridiplantae, Streptophyta, Magnoliopsida, Malvales, Malvaceae.